Molecule: messenger RNA, 933 nt
Organism: Alternaria postmessia
Lineage: Eukaryota; Fungi; Ascomycota; Dothideomycetes; Pleosporales; Pleosporaceae
Exons: 4
Coding region: 1-933 (310 amino acids)
Source: RefSeq, a predicted model, not a curated record
AUGGGAGCAAGCUUCAAGAAGUCAUUUGUUACCGAAACCGAAACCAAAAAACUCGAAGAGUAUGUGCGAGGCUAUCCACGACUUGCAGCUUUCGAGUCAAGCGAGCCCAGCUUUUCGCUUUAUCGCAAAUUCAAAUAUCUCCACUCACGAGUAUUGUUGGAACUCCAACACGAGAUACAAUGCCUCGAAAGCGACUUGACAUCGAUGGAUGAGAUGGAUUACAGCAAUGGAAAACAAGAUAUAUUGCAGUCUAUCGAAAUCGAUCAUCGUCAAGCCAAACAAGAAGGCAUUCGCAGAAAGCGGACCAAACUAGUCAACUUGAUCCGCGGGAAACUGGUACACUACGACGAGUUGCUGCUUAAGAGCCACGCAUUGAACGCACUUCAACAACCCACUGAUAGGGACUACAUCAGUGUGAGAAAUUGGUUCCACAACGAGAGACCGUUGGCCAGCGAGAAGGAGGAGUCAUACAUCAAGCAACGGGAAGAUAUCGUCAGUCUGCGACAUGGCCGUCAAUGGACAAGAUUCCAUGGAUUCAUCGAGCAGACGAUUGAGAUUCUCAACUGUCGUCCAAUCCGCAACAUCUUCCGUACAACUGAGCUACAGGAUCGCACAGAUGACAAGUUGAUCUAUUAUUACUCGGCUCGACGCAUCGAAAUCCUCGUCAACAUCAUUACCACAGGCCUAAUGCUUGCUCUUCUGGUCCUACCACCCGUUGUCUUGUACCGAACAAAAGUCGGCGCUGAGGAGCAAUCAACGGUUAGUGUACCUGCUAUUUUCGUCGGUUUCACUUGUUUGUUUGCAGUGGUAAUGGUUCUUAUCUUGGGAGUGAACCGUCACGAGCUCUUUGCUGCAAUGGCGGUGUAUUGUGCUGUCUUGGCUGCAUUCGUGGGCAGUACUGGAUCAGGACAGAAUUGUGGCAAUUGUUCGUGA